Molecule: messenger RNA, 756 nt
Organism: Asparagus officinalis (garden asparagus)
Lineage: Eukaryota; Viridiplantae; Streptophyta; Magnoliopsida; Asparagales; Asparagaceae
Exons: 2
Coding region: 1-756 (251 amino acids)
Molecular function (GO): RNA-DNA hybrid ribonuclease activity; nucleic acid binding
Source: RefSeq, a predicted model, not a curated record
AUGGACCAUUCCCUUGGAGCAUUUUAUCGCUCAAAAAAUGACAAUGGCCCCGAACAAGUCAUUUACUACCUCAGCCAGACUAUGAUUGGUACUGAGCAUCGGUACAACCCAGUCGAGAAGGAAUGUUUAGCGUUGGUUUUCGCGAUUCAGAAGAUGCGAAACUACCUCACUGGCCAAUCCAUUCACAAAGUAGUUAAUGGUCAAGCAAUAGUCGAUUUUCUAGCAGAACACCUUAUUCCUGAGUCUUCCAAGCUCUAUGAAGACAUCCUGGAUAAAGUCUUCGAGUCGAAUGCUAUCUCAGAUCAUCAAAUAUGGCAACUCUAUUUUGGCGGUGCAUCACGACGCAACCACAAGGGAGCAAUUGUUGCAGGAGUGGGAGUAGUGUUGAUUGACCCCCAUGGACAUAUCCUCCCUUGGGCCAACUCAUUGACCGAUCCAUGUUCCAACAAUGUAGCCAAGUUUAAUGCUCUUAUAAUUGGCCUUCAACUUGCUCAAGACAUGGGUGUCAAAUAUCUUGAAGCCCACAGCGAUUCUAAACUGGUCGUGAAUCAGAUGAAAGGAGAAUACGAGGUUUACCACAACGACCUCAUGCCUUACCAGAAAGCAGCAACAAAGCUUGCCCAAUCUUUUGAAGGCUUCUACAUUAGCUACGUAGCUCGCCUCGAGAAUACCCAUGUGGAUGAUUUAGCAUCCCUCGCAGCCACACUCGCCAUGACACCUAAAUCCUCUAGGCAUAUCAUAGUAGCUAGUCGUUAA